AGUCGUGAGUUGUGCUGUAACAAGUUAACACGUGUUUGUGUCUCUCAUCACGGAAAUGGAACCGAAUAAUAUUGCGCAACGGUAUGCCAUUUAUUUUUGCAUUAAAUUGGGUGAAACCGCGACGAUAACUUUUGGUAAGCUUCAGAAGGGUUUUGGAGAGGAGGUUAUGUUAAGAUCUCAAGUGUUUCGUUGGCAUAAAAUGUUUAGUGAAGGCAGAACGAAUGUUGAAGACGAAGACCGCAGUGACCUUCAAUCUCACGGACGGAUGUCAACUUGGCCAGGGUGCAUGAAAUAGUACGAUCUGAUCGAAGAUUGUCUGUAAAAAGGAUUGCAGAAGAACUGAACAUCAAUCGAGUAAUGGUUCGUAUAAUAAUAACUGAAGAUCUUGGUAUGACAAAGAUUUGUGCAAAAAUGGUCCCCAAAAAUCUCGCACCAAAACAGCGAGAAACGCGGAAAAAUGUGGCACCCGAUAUGUUAGAGCUAAGGGAAAUCAAUCCGGAAUUGUUGAACCGUGUUAUCACUGGUGGUGAAAGUUUUUUUUUUUUUUUUCAGUACGAUCCACAGACAAAACGCCAAAGUUCGCAAUGGUGCUCAAAUGGAUCACCCAGACCUAAAAAAGCUCGCAUGUCAAAGUCAAAAGUGAAAUGCAUGCUUGUGUGCUUCUUUGAUUCCAAGGGAAUUGUUCAUAAAGAGUGGGUGCCUCCUGGACAAACAGUUAUCCAAUAUUACUACAAAGAAAUUUUAGAGAGACUUCAUAAAAGAGUUCUUCGUGUCCUUGUGAACAUUGCUUAUGAUUGGAUUCUGCAUCACAAUAAUGUGCCAUCCCGUACUGCCCUAGUCAAAACGGCGGUCAAGGGACACCAUUUCCAAACAACACAAGAUGCCCAAAAAGCUGUGACGAGGGUCUUGGAGGAUAUUACAGAAGAUGAGUUCCAGACAUGUUACCAUCAACGGCAGAAGCGCUGGAGAAAGUCUGUGCAGUCAGGAGGGAACUACUUUGAAGGAGACAACACUAAACUUGACUAAAACGGUAAGCAACAUUUUUUUUCUCAUCAUUCUCAUUACUUUAUUGUCGCACCUUGUACCGUUUCCUAACUGCAGACUACCACAAUCAAGAGUGUUCACUUAUAUGUUCAAUACGCUGUGUGACACUGGUACAGUGCCUAGCAGUUAAAUGAACAGACUGUGGAUGAACUAGAAGACAUUCAGUCGGUAGAAAGUAGUUCUUCAACAAUCACACGUGGAACUUGUGCACGUAUCGGUGUUCCACAUACAAGAGUAUGUACGCACGCAUUACAUCCGUAUUAUUUACAGCUCAUUCAACACCUUGGAGCAUGAGAUGAAGAUAGAUGAUUGGAGUUUUGUCAUUGAAUACUUGAAAAUCGCCAGGCAAUCCCAUUUUUAUUCUUCACCGAUGACGCCAAUCUCACUGGUGGCAGCAUCAAUAACGCUCGUAAUUCACAUCAGUGGUCUGACGAAAACACACAUGAAACUGUGCAGAUAUAUUUUCAACAACGCUUCUCUGUAAAAGCGUGCUGUCCUUUGACAGACAAUGGGUUGAUUGGGCCUGUUGUGUUAUCGCAUAGUCUUAUAGGACACCGUUGUCUACACUUUCUUGAAAAUGAACUUCCAGCAUAAUUGAAAGAGAUUCCUUUGGCUACAAGAAUGCUAAUGUUCAUCCAGCAUGGUGGGGCUCCUGCACAUUGUGGUCGCCAUGUGACAUAAUCUAAACCUUACAUUCCCCAGAAGAUGGAUCUGUAGAUGUGGGCACAUUUGUGGGCCACCAAGGACCCCAGACGUUACCCUUUUGGAGUUUUGGCUGUGGGGAUGUCUGAAAGGCGAAGUAUACAAAGAAAAAGUAACCACAAGAGCCGAUUCGAUCAUUCGGAUUAUGAGUAGUGCAGCCCUCAUAAAACAACACAAAGACGACUGCAGAAGAGUUGCAUCUGGUGUUAUCAAGAGAAGUCAAAAGUUCAUUGAUGUUGGCUGUGGAACUUUUGAAAAUCAACUAUAAAUGUCCUCAUUUGCCUUUGUUUUAAGUUUGUUUCGAUUACAAACUAACAGCUAUGUCCCUAUACUCAAUAAAAAUUGGACACAUGU
Schistocerca gregaria is the source of this 2100-nucleotide messenger RNA. RefSeq lists its product as uncharacterized. The coding region runs from base 358 to 1026 and encodes 222 amino acids. The record is from RefSeq and is a predicted model, not a curated record. The transcript is spliced from 2 exons. Lineage: Eukaryota; Metazoa; Arthropoda; Insecta; Orthoptera; Acrididae. Gene Ontology annotation, molecular function: nucleic acid binding.